AUGGCUACGCAUACAGAGGGAGUCAAACGUCGUGGUAAACAACUAAGAGGGAAUGCAUCAAAAAAACAGAAAUCAUCCGGAAUAAAUGAUAAAAAUGAGAAUGAAAAUAAUGGUGAUUUAAAAAAAAUUUUCGACCAAAUAUUACCACCACAAUUUUUUAAACCCGAAGCAUGGAAUCUAUUAAAUCAUGAAAUUGGUUAUGCCUAUCCUGAUUUACCGGAUAUAACAAAAUUAUUAUCAUAUUCAUCUGUCAAUGGGAAAAGUUUUACCUGUCCAUUAUGUCAUAGUACAUUUAUAUCACGAGAAGGUUUUAUCUAUCAUGUUUAUAAUAAAUGUCAAAAUUUAAAUUUACCAAAAACUAAUUGUUAUUGUUUAUUUUGUGGUCGAAAAUAUACACAUGUCAAUGUUGUUCGAAAACAUAUUCGAGAUGAGCAUUAUGAUCCACAACCAAUAAAAAAGACACCCAAAAAACGAGAAAAAUCGAAACGAAAAAUUUCAAAUUCUGAUGAUGAACAUUAUGACAAUGACGAUGACUAUUCGGAUGAAGAAGAUGAUGGAAAAAGAAAACGUUUAAAAAUUGCAUCACAGGAUCAGUUUCAAUAUAGAGCACACGGUCAAUUUAUACUUUCAAUAGAAUUAUCAAAUCAAUGUAAAGAAGAAUUUGCUAAAAUGAAAUUUGUUGAAAAAUGUCCAUUUUGUGAUUGUGCACCAUCAAAUAAAAAAGAAAAAUAUUCAACAUGGGAAAAAUUAGAUGCACACUGGCAAUCAACAUGUUCAAUGGCUAAGCAAAAAUUGUCGACAACUACUUCCAAAACACGACAAUCAACAAUAACACCAACGAAACGACAGUCAAUUAUAUCAUCUGGUACAGAAAGUGAACAAUGGAAAAAUUAUAGAAAUGAUCUUGAUAAUGGAAAUAUUCCACUUCAUCCAUUAACAUUAAAUGAAAAUGCAUUUAAUAUAGCACUUAAAUUACGUCAUCAACAACAAAGUACCAAAAUAGAAUGUAGAAUUGAUUAUUUGAAUAAUGAGAACGAAAUUAAGAUUGAAAAUGUGACUGAUGAUACAUUUAUCCAUGAUUAUUUGUCACAGAAUAAUGCUGUUUUACUAUCAAAAGAUAUUGAAAAUUCUUGUAUAAAAUCGACAAUAUCCUUGUCAUCAUUAAAGUCUAUUAUUCAUAAUAAUUUUUUUACAUUAAAUACGGGCAAUCCUGUUUAUGCAAUAGAUUGGUUGACAAUGCCGACAACAAAUUCUUUGUCAAAUAAACAAUAUUUAGCUGUUGGUGGUACACGUUCAUCUCUCGUUAAUAAACAUUAUUAUAACGAAAAUUAUACGUAUAAAAAUUGUAUUCAGUUAUGGGAAUUUGAUUUGUCUGAUAUAAAAACAUGUACAUAUCCAAAACAUUAUCGACUCGUUUGUUAUUUACCAAUAAAAAAAUCCGGUGCUAUUUGGAAUUUAAAAUGGGCACCAUAUCAAAAUCAUGAACAUAAUAAAAAUGAUUUAGGAUAUUUAGCUGCUGCGUGUAGUUCUGGUCAUAUUUAUAUUCAUAAUAUUAUUGAGCAAUCGUCAGAUAAAUCAGCAACAACAACAGUGUAUCCAUUUUAUAACUCAACAAAACAAUUAAAAUUAUCUUUAAAUCAUCAUGGUUCAUUACCACAAUGUUUAUCAAUUGAUUGGAGUAAAUUGGAUCCAUCAAGAAUAAUUUCAUCAUACAGUAAUGGUUAUAUUGCAUUAUUCAAUGUUAAUAUCACCGCUUCGUAUCUCACACAAACAAAUAAAAAUGGUGAAAAAGAAAUUUGGCCUAUACGUACAAUUCAAAUAUCAUUUACACCUAUUCGAGAUGUGAAAUUUUUAAAUGAAUCCGAUAGUUUUGUUAUGACAGUUUCCGGAAUGGCAAAACGAUUUAGGAUAUUUUCUCGAAUGAGUGCUUAUUUAGCAUGUGCCGAUAUUGACAAUAGUCAUCCAAAACAUAUUUAUUUUCAACCGACACCUGAUCAUGUUUUAAGUGUUGAUUAUUCCGACUGGCUUGAUUCAGCUGUUUUAUGUGACUCAAAUGGACACGUGUAUUUUUAUCGUUUAACAAAUUUUGUUCGUUGGACAAGAAAAAAUGAAUGUUCAACAAAAUAUCGUGUGCAAAUUCUUAAUAUACCAUCAUUCUUGCAAAAAUCAUCAAGGGACAGUCAACAAUCAAUAAGUUCGAACAGUAAAUCAUCGCCAUUGAAACAAGUUAAUCAAAAAGGUUCACUUACAACUAGUAAAAAUGAAUCGAUAAAUAAUGACUGUGAUGAUACCUAUGAAAAAGGCGCGUAUUCUGAAUUAAUCAAAAAAUAUUCUUUGAAUAUAAAUGCCUGUUGUGAGUCAAAUUUUGUCAGUAAACAAGACGAUUUUAGCAAAGCUGGUAGUUAUUCUUUGAAUGCCUUGCAUAAAAUUCGUUUUAAUCCUAAUCUUGGUUCUCAUACAUGGUGUGCAGCGGGUGGUGAAUCUGGUCUUCUUAUACUAUUACCGUUGACGCGUGCUUGUGCGACAAUUGCAGAUCUACAUUACAAAGAAGAAAACAAACAUUAA
Didymodactylos carnosus is the source of this 2565-nucleotide messenger RNA. The record is from the annotation of a GenBank genome assembly. NCBI's taxonomy places the organism in Eukaryota, Metazoa, Rotifera, Eurotatoria, Philodinida, Philodinidae.